AUGUGUGGAAUUCUGGGCUGCAUUCAUCAUCCGGAUGCGCAGGCAUACCGGUCCAAGAUGCUGACCAUGUCGCGGCUGAUCCGACACCGUGGGCCGGAUUGGUCGGGAUGCGUCGUGAUCAACGAAGGCGACGAGCAGAAGCCAGCACGUGGCAGUGUGCUUUGCCACGAGCGUCUGGCGAUCGUCGGCGUCGACUCGGGCUCGCAGCCGCUCGUGAGUGACGACGGCAAGCUGUUCCUCGCUGUCAAUGGCGAAAUCUACAACCACCGCCAGCUGCGCGCGUCGCUCUCGGAAAAGAUCGAGUUCAAGACGGAUAGCGACUGUGAGGUGAUCCUGUACCUGUAUCGGGAGCAUGGCCUCGAUUUCGUGAACAUGCUCGACGGCAUGUUUGCUUUCAUCCUGCUUGACACGCGGGUACAUCCGCACCGCGUGAUUGCGGCGCGCGACCCGAUCGGCAUCACGACCCUGUACUAUGGUCGCACGUUCGAGUACCCAGGCGCCCUGUACUUUACGAGCGAGCUCAAGGCUAUCGCAAAAGAGUGUGAGCGUCUCUACACAUUCCCACCGGGCCACUAUUACGACAGCCAGCGCGAAAAAGGCGACGAACUCGUGCGGUACUUCCAGCCGUCUUGGUUCGGCACGGACGAAACCGAGCCGCCUUCGGCACCCGCUGACCUCGCGCUCAUCCGCACUACCUUGGAGCAAGCUGUUCGCAAGCGCCUGAUGAGUGAGGUGGCGUACGGUGUGCUGCUAAGUGGUGGUCUGGACUCGUCGCUCAUCGCCGCCAUUGCCGCGCGCGAGACGGCCAAGCAAGCCAAGGCACAACAGUCCGCGCUUGACGCAGCGCAUCAUGCGACACGCCCUGCGGAGGCCGAGCCGCAGCACAAGAUGCGAAAAUUGGACGACGACUCGCGCCCGCUCGUGGCAUGGCCGCGCCUGCACUCGUUCUCGAUCGGUCUGCCGGGCUCGCCGGACCUGCUCGCGGCGCGUCAGGCGGCCGAGUUCCUUGGCACAUUCCACCACGAAUACACAUUUACGGUGCAAGAAGGCCUGGAUGCGCUGGCGGAUGUCGUGUACCAUCUGGAGACGUACGAUGUGACCACGGUACGUGCGUCGACGCCCAUGUACUUGCUUUCGCGCAAGAUCAAAGCGACAGGCGUCAAGAUGGUUCUCUCAGGCGAGGGUUCGGACGAGGUGUUUGGUGGCUAUCUGUACUUCCACGCGGCACCAUCGAAGGAGGCGUUCCACCAGGAGUCGGUGAAGCGUGUCAAGAACCUGCACACGGCCGACUGCCUGCGUGCGAACAAGAGCACGAUGGCCUGGGGCCUUGAGGCGCGUGUGCCGUUCCUCGACAAGGCGUUCCUGGACGUGUGCAUGAACCUGGAUCCGGCGCAGAAGCAGUUUUCCAAGGGCAGUCUGCAGCAGCGCGACGCUGAUGGCCGGCCGUACAUGGAAAAGUACAUCUUGCGCAAGGCCUUUGACGUGCACCCCGACGAUAUCGAGGCGGGUCACGCUGUCAAAGACAGUCUGCCGUACUUGCCCGAGAGCAUCCUGUGGCGCCAAAAGGAGCAGUUCAGUGACGGCGUUGGCUACUCGUGGAUCGACGGCAUGAAGGAGCAUGCCGAGCGUGUCGUCAGCGACGACAAGUUUGCCGAGCGCGAGAGUCGCUACCCGGUGGACACGCCCGAUACCAAGGAGGCGUACAUGAUUCGCGAGCUGUUCGAGUCGUCGUUCCCCUCGGACGCGGCCGCUCGGACCGCCGUGCGGUGGGUGCCACGUGGUGAUUGGGGCUGUGCCAGCGAUCCAUCCGGCCGCAGCGUGGCGAUUCACGACGCCGCUUACGACGCCUGA
Molecule: messenger RNA, 1851 nt
Organism: Malassezia restricta
Lineage: Eukaryota; Fungi; Basidiomycota; Malasseziomycetes; Malasseziales; Malasseziaceae
Product: asparagine synthase (glutamine-hydrolyzing)
Exons: 2
Coding region: 1-1851 (616 amino acids)
Cellular component (GO): cytosol
Molecular function (GO): asparagine synthase (glutamine-hydrolyzing) activity
Source: RefSeq, a predicted model, not a curated record